CAUGAUUCUUACCAAUCUUGAAUCCUUGCGAUAUAUUGCAUCAAUGGUAUCGCCCAGGUGAAGAACUAUAAAUAUACACCCGCAUCUUCAGCUUAUUAUCACUCAUUCUAGUGACAACCAUCAAACAAACACAAGCAAAAUGUUCAAAUUGGUUAUUGUUGCUGUCGCCCUCUUCACCUACGGAGUGAUGGCUACUCCAGAACCCGAAGCCAAAGCAGAAGCUAAACCAGGCGUAUUAGCAGCUGCUCCACUUGUAGCAGCAGCCCCUGCUAUAGCUCCAGCUGUAGUUACAGCCACUAGUUCUCAAGCUUUCGUAAGGAAUUACAAUGCUUUAGCAGCUCCACUUUCUGCAGCUCCAGUACCAGUAGCAGCUUCAUACGUUGCAGCUCCAGGUGCACCACUUUUAGCAUCCCCUUACGUUUCUCCAUAUUAUGCAUCCAAUUAUUUUGCUGCACCUUAUGUCAUUUGAAAUAUAGUCGACCCCGAAUAAAAAAAAUAAAAUGAA
Messenger RNA from Harmonia axyridis, 505 nucleotides. Its product is annotated as translation initiation factor IF-2-like. Lineage: Eukaryota; Metazoa; Arthropoda; Insecta; Coleoptera; Coccinellidae. The transcript is spliced from 2 exons. The record is from RefSeq and is a predicted model, not a curated record. Bases 140 to 469 code for a protein of 109 amino acids.